AAAGAGUUUCACAGCUGAAUCAAUCCACGUUCUUGUUGUGAACCCAAAUCCUUCGUCACUCUCCCUCCGAUCUGAGAGAGAGAGAGAGAGAGAGAGAGAGAGAAGAGAGCGAAAACUCGAACGCGGUGGUUGUUUGCUUGCUUGCCUCGAUCAGUGACGUCAUCGUCGUCGCCAUCUCCGACCGGCCAAUUCCAAUUGCCGCCGUUCAAUCGUCGUCGGUGUCAUCUUUUCUUGGUCCCACCGGCGCUGCACCGUAGCAUUUCUCGGGAUAGAACCGGGAAAGAGAAUUUUUCGGUUCUUGAUGGUCGGAGGAAUUUUAUAGAAGGGGCCGCGGUUGAGUCCGACCUAGUCGACUUGUCCUCGGCACUUGAGCUCGAGUUUCAUCGGCUUCGAAUCCACGCGAAGUUGCUCGCUUUCUGCGAGGAUUUUUCUUUUUUCCGGUCAGCCACGGCGGCGAUGCGAGGAAGUUUGUUUAACCGCCGGACGAUGCAGAGGUUCCGGCAGGUCGCGAUAUCGACCGUCGGAUCGCUGAAGAUCAAGCUUUUGCUCUGCUUUUGCAUCGCGUUGACGCUCAUCGCGCUCGCGAGCCGUGCCCCAGGCUUAUUGGGAUGGACCGGUCAGAGCGUUUCUGAUCCUCCACUCGCUGAUUCACGGAAAGGAUAUGCUAUUGUGAUGAAUACGUGGAAGAGAUAUGAUCUUUUGAAGCAGUCGAUUUCUCACUAUACAACAUGUGAGGGGCUCGACUCUAUACAUAUUGUAUGGAGUGAGCCUGACCCUCCAUCCCAUUCUCUUAGAACGCUUUUAAACCACAUUAUACUGGAAAAUGCUAGAGGUGGGCGGCAAGUUGAACUGAAAUUUGAUAUCAAUAAGGAAGACAGUUUGAACAACAGAUUUAAAGAAAGUAAAGAUUUGAAAGUGGAUGCGGUUUUCUCCAUUGAUGAUGAUAUUAUAUUUCCUUGCUCUUCGGUUGAGUUUGCUUUCAAUGUUUGGCAAAGUGCACCAGAUACAAUGGUGGGAUUUGUGCCCCGAAUUCAUUGGGUUGAUCCAUCGAAAGGCAAUAGGGAUCACUACAUAUAUGGCGGGUGGUGGUCUGUUUGGUGGACAGGGUCUUACAGUAUGGUACUCUCUAAGGCAGCCUUCUUCCACAAAAAGUAUCUAAGUAUGUAUACUAAUGAAAUGCCAGCUUCAAUCAGAGAAUAUACCACCAAAAACAGGAACUGUGAAGAUAUUGCAAUGUCUUUUCUUGUCGCAAAUGCAACUGGUUCUCCCCCUAUAUGGGUGAAAGGCAAGAUAUUUGAAAUUGGUUCAACGGGAAUCAGUAGCCUGGGAGGUCAUAGCGAAAAAAGAACCAAGUGCCUUAAUAGAUUUGUUACUGAGUUUGGGCGAAAUCCUUUGAUAACUACAAAUGUUAAGGCCGUGGAUAGCCGCAAUAUCUGGCUUUGGUAAUACCCAAGUUUUGAUGAUGCUGAAGAGUAGAGCUUACACUUGCGAUUGCCUAGUUCUACUCUUGGUUUAGAGUUGCUGCGUCUCUUCGGGUUUUAGUAUGUAUACUAGUGAAGUCUCUACGUAGUUGGUUUUUUUUUUUUAUUUUUUUUUUUAAGUAGAAACUCAUCAUUUAGUAUAAUAGCUGGUCCUUAUUGGAUUGAUUUCUUGUACUUUUACCAUGUAACACAAGGCAGUUACCGCUUAUGAUAGUUUUACUUUCUCGUGUUAA
Messenger RNA from Morus notabilis, 1714 nucleotides. RefSeq names its product glycosyltransferase family 64 protein C4. The transcript has 5 exons. Lineage: Eukaryota; Viridiplantae; Streptophyta; Magnoliopsida; Rosales; Moraceae. Gene Ontology annotation, cellular component: membrane. Gene Ontology annotation, molecular function: glycosyltransferase activity. Bases 457 to 1446 code for a protein of 329 amino acids. The record is from RefSeq and is a predicted model, not a curated record.